This is a messenger RNA of Paracoccidioides lutzii Pb01, 1053 nucleotides long. RefSeq names its product deoxycytidylate deaminase. Gene Ontology annotation, molecular function: zinc ion binding; hydrolase activity. The transcript has 6 exons. Bases 1 to 1053 code for a protein of 350 amino acids. The record is from RefSeq and is a predicted model, not a curated record.
AUGUUGCUUGGUCUAUGCGGAGGAAUAUGUUCCGGAAAACACUCUGUUUCUGAAUACUUGAUCCAGAAACAUGGAUUCCGGCAACUGCAGCUCGCCCGUAAACCUGAUCUUCUGGAUGAAAAGGAACUUGCCCUAUCCUUCGGAAAUCAUUCGGUUAAAAGCGGGUCUCAGAUAUUUCAGACUGUCGACGAGCUUCUCAGUUUCGUGACUAAAAAUUGGCGGGAACGAUGGGUUACUACCGAUAUCUGGGAUGAGACAACUUUGGAGAGGCUCCUGAUGAGACCAUAUUUUCUUCUGGUCAGCGUCGAUGCCCCGGUUAGCCUCCGUUGGAGCCGCUUCACUGAACGGUCUUGGCGUCGACAAUUGGAUCCCCCUGAUCUUGAAAAGUUCGUCCUCUGGAACGACAAGCAUCUGUACGACAGGGAUAUUGGCAUAGUUUACAUGACACACCGUGCCCAAGUUCGAUUGUUUAACUCGUCCUCUUCAUUGCAUGAAUUGCAUGCAGCCCUGGAUGAACUAGAUUUAGUUAGUGAACAUCGCCUGCGCCCUGGCUGGGAUCAAUAUUUCAUGCAGCUUGCUUCUCUAGCAGCUCAAAGGAGUAACUGCAUGAAGCGACGAGUAGGGUGCGUUAUCGUCCGAGAAAAACGAGUCAUCAGUACGGGAUACAAUGGCACUCCUCGAAAUACAAAAAACUGUAACGAAGGCGGAUGUCCUCGUUGCAACUGCGGCGAAGGUGGUGGUGCUGCGCUGUCUACCUGUCUUUGCAUCCACGCAGAAGAAAAUGCCCUACUGGAAGCAGGGCGUGAGAGAAUAGGCGAAGCGGCAAUUCUAUAUUGCAAUACUUGUCCUUGCCUGACGUGUAGCGUGAAAAUUGCGCAGCUCGGUAUCUCUGAAGUGGUCUACUCUCAAAGCUAUAACAUGGAUAAAGAAACCGCAUCAAUUUUGGAGGAAGCUGGAGUGAAACUUCGACAAUUUUCUCCUGUGCGUCAUGUCUCCCCUGAAGUCAAAUUUUCUAUAUCUUCUAACAAAAUCCCUAGCCACGAAAUGGGUUAA